This is a messenger RNA of Acomys russatus (golden spiny mouse), 1419 nucleotides long. It is a transcript of the gene Faslg, whose product is annotated as Fas ligand. The record is from RefSeq and is a predicted model, not a curated record. The transcript has 4 exons. The coding region runs from base 338 to 1183 and encodes 281 amino acids. Gene Ontology annotation, biological process: positive regulation of canonical NF-kappaB signal transduction; apoptotic process; immune response. Gene Ontology annotation, molecular function: tumor necrosis factor receptor binding. Gene Ontology annotation, cellular component: membrane. NCBI's taxonomy places the organism in Eukaryota, Metazoa, Chordata, Mammalia, Rodentia, Muridae.
GCAGGCAAGCCUAGUCGGCUAGCCUUCUCUGGUAGCACAGAAACGCCAAUUGGAACUUCGAAGACUUUCGUCAGAAAUUUGUGGGCGGAAACUUCCUGAGGGUUGCUGUGAGCUUUUUGAGACCUUCUCAGCUUCGGAUGCAACGUGAGUGGGUGUUUCACAAAGAAGCAAAGAGAGAGGACACAGGAGAGAGGUGUUUCCCUUGACUGUGGAAACUUUAUAAAGAAAACUCACUUACCUUCUCUGGAGCAGUCAACAUCAAGAGUCCUCCUGUUCGCGACACUUCAGUCUCCACACGAUUGAGAGAAAGGAGAACCCUUCCCUGGGGUUGGGUGUCAUGCAGCAGCCCGUGAACUACCCAUGUCCACAAGUCUACUGGGUGGACAACAGUGCCGCCUCUUGGGCUUCUCCAGAGUCAGUUUUCCCCUGUCCAUCAUCUGCGCCUGGAAGGCCGAACCAAAGGAGACCACCACCACCUCUGCCACCACUACCACCUCCAUCACAACCACCACCACCGCCACCACCACCCUUGUUGCCACCACUGCCCCCGCUAAAGAAGAAGGACUACAACACAGAUCUAUGGCUACCGGUGAUAUUCUUAAUGGUUCUGGUGGCUCUGGUUGGAUUGGGUUUAGGAAUGUACCAGCUCUUCCAUCUGCAGAAGGAGCUGGCAGAACUCCACGAGUUCACCAACAAAAGCUUUGAAGUAUCACACUCUGAAAAGCAAACAGGCCACCCAAGUCCACCCUCUGAAAAAAAAGAGCCGAGAUGUGUGGCCCACUUAACAGGCAACCCCAACUCCAAGUCCGUCUCUCUGGAAUGGGAUGACACAUAUGGAAUGGCUCUGAUCUCUGGAGUGAAGUAUAAGAAAGGAGGCCUUCUGAUCAAGGAUGCUGGGUUGUACUUUGUGUAUUCCAAAGUAUACUUCCGGGGCCAGUCUUGCAACAACCAGCCCCUAAACCACAAGGUCUACACGAGGAACUCUAAGCAUCCUAGAGAUCUGGUGCUAAUGGAGGAGAAGAAGUUGAACUACUGCAUGACUGGCCAGAUGUGGGCCCACAGUAGCUACCUGGGGGCAGUAUUCAAUCUUACCAGCGCUGACCAUUUAUAUGUCAACAUAUCUCAACUCUCUAUGAUUAAUUUUGAGGAAUCUAAGACUUUCUUUGGCUUAUAUAAGCUUUAAAAGGAAAAGCACUUUAGAAUGAUCUAUUGUUCCUUAUCAUGGGCACUGGGAACAUUGUCUGGAAUGAGAAUCUUCUCAAGACCAAUUGAGAUUAGUUGAGACUAUAUGAGCCACAAAGACCCUGUGGUCACAAGGUCCAAGCAGUCAGUUAUCCUUAAUUUCCCAGAGGUCCGUGGAGUGGUCCUUAAUGCCUUCAUCAUGAGCCAUAUGGGAGGAGGACUGAGACUGAGGAACAC